AUGAAUAUCACUCAGCUGCCGGCGCAGCCACGCGUCUGCGUCAUCGGCGCUGGCGCUGCGGGCUUGACGACCCUCAAGCAGCUGCAGGACGCCGGGAUUACCCGGCUGGAAUGCUUUGAGAAGGAUAGCGAUAUCGGAGGCCUUUUUAAUUAUGGCGUGAACAAGACCGGCGUGUAUGACAAUGCGACCCUCACCAUCAGCAACUACUUCAUGGCCUUCUCCGACAUGCCGCCGAAGGGGCAUCGCUACCACUGGCACCACACGGAGUACAAGAGGUAUUUGGAGGAGUACGUGAGGCAGUUUGGCUUGUCAAGGUACAUUUCAUUCAGCACAGCUGUCGCCUCUGUUGAAGGCGCUCCAGGCCAGUGGCGUGUGACGACCCAAGACGCUUCUGGCCAGCUGGUGGACAGAGGCGUUUUUGAUGCUGUGGCUGUGUGCUCCGGCGCACAUCAAGCAGUCAACCAGCCCUCCUUUCCUGGAAUUGAUAGCUUCAAGGGACAGGUUGUUCACAGCAAUAGCUACAAGAACAACAAGCCCUUCGAGGGCAAGGACUGUGUGGUUGUGGGGCUCGGUGAGAGCGGCGCUGACCUGGUUCGCGAGAUCUCAGACGUGGCCACCUCCACCGUGCUGGCCUUGCGCAGCUAUCCCUAUUUGAUUCCACGGCUGGCUCGUCCGUUCCAUCAGAAUCCGCUGGGAUGCUCCUCCGACGCCUUCACGUCUCACCUUCGCCACGAUUUCCUGCUCGUCCCGAGGAGGCACUACAGGAGGUUGAAGCACUUCCUCAACCGCCUCAUGUGCACCUUGGCCGCAUUGCUCUUCUGGCUUUUUCCCUUCUUGGGAACAGGGGACCACCCCUACAAGGAAGACGCGUUCCAUCAAGCUGCUUCUGCCAACUACUUGGACAAGGAUACACCGUACUCCCAGCUGGUGGCAAGCCUCAUCUAUGCUUGGUGCAACCGCUCCGGCCAGCAAGAACUAGGACAGAAGUUUGCGUGCAAGAAUGUGAUGUUUCUGGAGAAUGUCGCACGGGGCAGGAUCAGCACGAACCCAACUGGUAUCGACUUCGUCGAUGCUGACAGCGUUGUGUUCCGCGAUGGCUCGCGAGUGAAGUGCGACUGUUUGGUCAUGUGCACGGGAUAUCGUGACGUGUUCCCCUUCUUCAAGGGCAACAUAGGCCAGAGCGACGCGCCGCUGUCAGUCCCUGACAACAACGUGCGCCGGCUCUUCAAACACAUCUUUCAUCCGCAGAUUGGGAAGACCAUGGCUUGGAUUGGCUUCGUCCGGCCAUCCACCGGUGGCAUCCCAGCUUGCGCGGAGAUGGCUGCAAGAUACUUCGCCUUGCUUUUGUCCGGGCAGCGCGAGCUGCCGGCGGAUGUUGCCAGGCGAACCAUCGAAGACUACGAGUUUGACAUGCGCUAUUUCUGUCUCUCCCCUGAGGUGAAGACACUUGUGGGCUACAAGGACUGGAUGGACUCCAUCGCGGAGCUGGUGGGAUGCGAUGUGCAACUGUGGAGGUACGUGCUUCGGCCGAAGCUUCUCGUGCGCCUUUGCGUCGGUUCUCUGCUCCCCUGCCAGUAUCGCCUGCGUGGUCCAGGGAGGCUGCCAGAUAUGGCCAGCUCUGUGCUGCUGUCCCUGCCGGUGGCCGCCACUCCUUGGCAGAGUGUCUCGGAGGCGGGGCAGACUUGGCUGCGCCACCUGGGGCUGAAGCGCAUGUGGCCUGGCGAUGAGUAG
Effrenium voratum is the source of this 1731-nucleotide messenger RNA. The record is from the annotation of a GenBank genome assembly. Lineage: Eukaryota; Dinophyceae; Suessiales; Symbiodiniaceae.